Molecule: messenger RNA, 666 nt
Organism: Photinus pyralis (common eastern firefly)
Lineage: Eukaryota; Metazoa; Arthropoda; Insecta; Coleoptera; Lampyridae
Product: cuticle protein 19-like
Exons: 3
Coding region: 1-576 (191 amino acids)
Cellular component (GO): extracellular matrix
Source: RefSeq, a predicted model, not a curated record
AUGAAGUUGAAGAAAACCCUACCGCGGGUGGAGCUCAUUGGGUCAGUACUGGCGGCCAAGCUGUUAACGGAUACCAAUCAAACCCUCAAUCUUAAGACACUCAGUCCCUUCCUGGAUGCAAUGCGGAGGAUAGCAGUGAUCAGUUGCGUAGUGGCGGUGGUGUACGGACAACAUGGAUAUGGGGGACAUGGGGGUGCACAGUCCUACGCCUCCCUUGUGUUAGGUGGUGGUGGACACUACGCAGCGGCACCAAUAGCCCUUCACUCGGCCCCACUCGCCCUUCAUUCUGCACCCCUUACCGCAAGUUAUGGACAUGCAGACCACCAAGACUACUAUGCUCACCCUAAGUACGAAUUUAACUAUGGAGUGAAGGACGGUCACACCGGUGACAUCAAGAGUCAACAUGAAGCACGUGACGGCGAUUCCGUCCAUGGAGAGUACUCCCUUCACGAAGCCGACGGUACAAUUCGUACAGUAAAAUACACAGCUGACGGCAAGAAUGGAUUCAAUGCCCAAGUUAUCCGAUCCGGACACGCUUCUCAUCCCCAAGCUUACGGAAAAUUGGGCCACUACUAAGCGUCACCGAUCUCAUCUCGCCAAUUUCAUUCUUCAUUAUCGUUUUAUUGUUACCUGUUGUAUAUACAUGUGUGCGUAUCUUUCUUUUUG